CAGGAGAAAGCCUUGGAACAUUGCUGGAGAAAGUAAACCAUCUCCUUAACCGAAGGAAUCCUUUUUGCUUAUUACAGCAGAAAUGCCAGCUUAUUUAUAGGAAUUGCUUACAGCCAGAGUCAUGGUGGAUGUAGGGAAGUGGCCAAUCUUCACUCUGCUCUCACCUCAAGAAAUUGCAUCUAUUCGGAAAGCAUGUGUUUUUGGCACCUCAGCUAAUGAAGCCCUGUAUGUUACUGACAAUGAUGAGGUCUUUGUAUUUGGAUUGAACUAUAGUAACUGUCUAGGAACUGGAGAUAAUCAGAGUACUCUGGUCCCCAAAAAGCUAGAAGCCUUAUGUGGAAAGAAGAUUAAAAGCCUUAGUUAUGGAAGUGGACCACAUGUUCUUCUCAGCACUGAAGAUGGAGUUGUUUAUGCGUGGGGCCACAAUGGAUAUAGCCAGCUGGGGAAUGGGACAACCAACCAAGGCAUUGCUCCCAUUCAAGUCUGCACCAAUCUCUUGAUCAAGCAAGUAGUUGAAGUGGCUUGCGGCUCACAUCACUCAAUGGCUCUGGCAGCUGAUGGAGAGGUGUUUGCUUGGGGAUAUAACAACUGUGGCCAGGUGGGAUCAGGAUCUACAGCAAAUCAACCAACUCCCCGAAAAGUUACAAACUGUUUACAUAUUAAGAGGGUAGUUGGCAUUGCUUGUGGCCAGACGUCAUCCAUGGCUGUACUGGACAAUGGUGAGGUGUAUGGCUGGGGUUACAAUGGCAAUGGUCAGUUGGGCUUGGGAAACAACGGUAAUCAGCUGACACCCGUGAGAGUGGCGGCUUUGCACAGCGUGUGUGUGAACCAGAUUGUCUGCGGCUAUGCACACACUCUAGCACUAACAGAUGAGGGCUUGCUCUAUGCCUGGGGAGCUAACACGUAUGGGCAGCUGGGAACUGGCAAUAAAAAUAACCUGCUAAGCCCAGCACACAUCAUGGUGGAGAAAGAAAGGGUGGUAGAGAUCGCAGCCUGCCACUCUGCCCACACCUCGGCUGCCAAGACCCAGGGCGGGCACGUGUACAUGUGGGGCCAGUGCCGGGGCCAGUCGGUGAUCCUGCCGCACCUCACCCACUUCUCCUGCACCGACGACGUGUUCGCCUGCUUUGCCACCCCCGCCGUCUCGUGGCGCCUCCUGUCCGUGGAACAUGAAGACUUUUUAACAGUUGCAGAGUCACUAAAGAAAGAGUUUGAUAGCCCAGAAACUGCUGACCUGAAGUUUCGAAUUGAUGGGAAAUAUAUUCAUGUCCAUAAAGCUGUCUUGAAAAUCAGGUGUGAGCACUUUCGAUCCAUGUUCCAGUCUUAUUGGAAUGAGGACAUGAAGGAGGUAAUAGAAAUAGACCAGUUCUCCUACCCUGUGUACCGCGCCUUCCUCCAGUAUCUCUACACAGAUUCCGUGGACCUGCCACCGGAAGACGCUAUAGGUCUUUUGGAUUUGGCAACGUCUUAUUGUGAAAACAGACUGAAAAAACUUUGCCAGCAUAUAAUCAAGCGAGGGAUCACUGUGGAGAAUGCCUUUUCAUUGUUCUCCGCUGCGGUCAGAUAUGAUGCAGAGGAUUUAGAAGAAUUCUGCUUUAAGUUUUGCAUCAAUCAUUUGACAGAAGUUACACAGACUGCAGCAUUUUGGCAAAUGGAUGGCCCUCUGCUAAAGGAAUUCAUUGCUAAAGCCAGUAAAUGUGGAGCCUUUAAGAACUGAAGCCCAAGGCUGCUGGGUUUUGUGUGAGUGUUCUGGGGCAUGGGUGAUGGUGUGUCGGUUGUGCUCUGCGGGCAAUGUAAUUCUGCAGGUAAAAACCCAUCAGGUGAUAUUUUUCCUACAUCUGAGACACCAUUCUCUGUGUAGGAAUAUGUGAAGUAUGGCUUUUCCAGAGCCUAGUUUAAACAAUACUUGUUUCCAGAUGUGUAUAUUUUAAAUGUGACCUUAUAUUUGGCUGGAACAUUGUAAAAGGGUGAAAGUUCAGCUGGUUGUUUUUGUUCUUGCUUGGAGGAACGUCUGAACUUGGAAAAAGGAAAUCUGAGGCAAGUUUCCUGGCUCACAUAUCAACAACCCUUUUGAUACCAGGAAUUGGGCUAGUGUGCAAAUUGUGAGGUAGAGAGGCCCUACCUUGAAUUAAAGGCCCUGAUUUUGGGGCUUGCUGAAGUGCUGCCUUAGUUGCUGACACAGCAGCCUUACUGUGAAGGAUCAGGCACAGUCAUUGGAGGUUUUUGUUUGUGAGUUUGCACUACUGAUGACAUUCUUUAACCUCAAGGUGUAUCAAAAUAAUAUUCAGUUUAAUAUGAAUUAAACCUAUUGAAAUAAUUAUGUAAAGAUGCAUUUCUAGGUUAGCCAAAAUGUCGCUUGAGAUUUAAGCACAUAAAUCAUACUAAUUUAGAACUAUCUGUGAAAAGUUGAUAAACUUUCUUUGGACAAAAGUGAAUUUUAUAAAUUAGACUCUCCACUACUACCUAACUGUGGUUUGUUAAAUUAAGAUGAAAUUUAAGAACUCAAGUUUAAAUUUCCCCUCUCCUCCUAUACAUGCUAACAUAAGAGGAAAAUAAUGACACAUUCAAUAUCUUCUUGCCUCCCUAAAUUAUCUCUGCUAAAUCUUCAAAUCUGUUACAUUGACUUAAAGGAAUAGCUUUUGAGAAUCAACUGUCUUACAGGAUUUAAUGGAAGUUGUUCUAACUCUAGGAAAAUAUCAUCACAAAUUUGCUUAUUUGAAAAUUUACCAGUUUUCACUUUUGAUAUUGCUCUUUUUAAUUGUACUAGGCAUAAUAUUAAGUACAAUUUAAUUUAAAAACAUGAUCAAAUGAUGGUUUUUUCCUGAAGUUUCUAUUUAAAAGGAACUUUUCAGUUGUGUUUUAUGUGUCUGCUGAGCUUGCUUUAGAACAAAGCUUUGCUCUGCUCUCCCAUCUAAGGUCUCUGCCUGGAAUGCAAAGCCCAAGUAUCUUUUUAGAGUGGAACUAAAAAUUGCAAAGAGAUGCUGCAGCUACUGUUUUUAGUGACAUUUUUGAGGUGUGUUGGGAAAGGGGAUGAUGGAUGAAAGAUAGGAAUUCAUUGAUAGGUGAAAUAAAUAGCAAACCUAGAAGCCCUGCUUCCCCCCGCUCCCCUUCUUCUUUUUUUAUACUAUAUUGUAAGUGAUUGAAGCCUAUUGAAUUAUUAGGUUAGAAUUAGUUCUGAAACAUGAUAUGACUUUUCUUAGCUUGGUAAAUACAAAUUUGGUUAUUAACUAUGAUUAUAACAAUCACUAUUCUGUAGGCUUAUAAUUAGGACAACACAGGAACUUCAGUAUGUUUACUAUUGCUCUUACUUGAAAAAGAAAAUUUCUCCCAAAAGCACAAACUAAAGUGUGUGUAUGUGUGUGUGUGUAUGUACACACACACACACACACACACACACAUAUCCAUUCCCAUAGAUAAUUCAUUCAACAAAUAUUUACUGAGUUCGUAAUGUAAGUGAAGAACCACUUCUUAUGUUAGAUUACUGUGUAAUUUGUAUGAGUAUGUAUGUAGGAAAAAAAUAGAAGUGUCCUAUUGAGUAUCUUUUAUUUUUAAUACUGUUAUUUUUUUACUGGUUUUUGUUGCUAGUUAUAGCAGGAGAUGAAAACUAUUCUUUGAGUUGCUUUUUUCAUCUGGUGUAAUAAUGAAAGCCAAAGUACUCAUAUUUCUUAAAUUAGCCCUUCAUCUACUCUUGAACUUCUUACUGGAAUAAUGUUUGAUACUCUAGAAUAUAGGCUGUAUUUAUGUAAUGUUCAGACUAAUACAUUAAUAAAUAAAAUAAUCUGUUAAAACA
This is a messenger RNA of Condylura cristata (star-nosed mole), 3790 nucleotides long. It is a transcript of the gene RCBTB1, whose product is annotated as regulator of chromosome condensation (RCC1) and BTB (POZ) domain containing protein 1. The record is from RefSeq and is a predicted model, not a curated record. Bases 122 to 1717 code for a protein of 531 amino acids. NCBI's taxonomy places the organism in Eukaryota, Metazoa, Chordata, Mammalia, Eulipotyphla, Talpidae. Gene Ontology annotation, molecular function: protein binding. The transcript has 12 exons.